CCCCACCGCCGCUAGCUAAGCUCCCUCUCUGUCUCUCUCUCUCUCUCUCUUCCCCCCCAAAGCAAAUAAUCCGAUACGCAAACAUUCGAUUACCACCAUCGAUCCUUAAAGUAUCGGUAUCGGGUCUCAAUUUCUCGGGUUUAGUUUCGGACACUAUAAAAGAGUAGCAUUCAUUAUAACUGUUCUGAAAACUUUACUCUCUCGUAAUCGGCCAUGGCUGACAGCGAGAGCCUCGAAGCUCCCCAAGUACAACAACAAAGCCAACAAAAACGACACGAUGAGGAACAAAACGACAAUUUAGACGACGACGAAGAAGAAGAAUUAGAAGACGACGAAGAAGAGGACGAAGACGACGAAGAAGAAGAAGACGGUCAACUAAGCGAGUUACAACAACUCGUCCAGUUAUCGAACUGUCAAGUGGAGGAGGAGUUCAGGGAGUCGCAAUUGGAAUCGUUGGUGGUGCCGCCGCCUUCCACGGCGAUAUUAUCGGAGAACGAUCAGUGUAUAGCAGGUUUACAGGGUAACUCAGCUUUGGAAGCGCGUGAAGAAGCUGAACUCAAGAAGCAAGAUGGGCCGUCGCAGCCGAAAGUUUCGAGAAGUGUAACAACUCAGGAUGGUGAAACGCAGGCCCAAAAUUGGCUUCAAUCUUCUCAAUGCCCAACUUCCUUGUCAGAACUUUCACCAACUUCUGUUACACAGCCGAUAUCAUCUGCUCCAAGUCCACCUCUACCAGAACCAAGACUGUCACCCUCGAACGUUAACAGUGCAUGUAUACCAGGAGCUGAUCAACGAACUUCUUCUAACCUUAAAAGUAUUCCUGUUCCUAUCAUGAAAACACGUAUUUCUGAUGGUUACAACUGGCGGAAAUAUGGUCAGAAGCAAGUGAAGAGUCCUAAAGGUUCUCGAAGCUAUUACAAGUGUACAUAUUCUGACUGUUGCGCUAAAAAGAUUGAGUGUGCUGAUCACUCAGGCCAUGUGAUUGAGAUUGUUAAUAAAGGAACUCACAGUCAUGAUCCACCUAGAAAGAAUAACUGCACAAGGGAAAACAAGAUAGCAUCUGGCCCAGUUGUGGGCAAUAGUGUAACAGAACAUCCCAUUAGCACACUUAAGGAUUCAGAUCAGGCAACAUUGCGAAAAGAAUCUAUACAGGCAAUACCCGUGAUUCCCGACAAAAAGCGACAGAGUUCAAGUGGCUCUGAUGGGAAUGAGAAAAUUCAAAUCAAAGAUGAGCUUGCCAGUGAGCCUGAAGCAAAACGAAGAGUAAAGAAGGAGAACUUAGAAUGUUCAGGAACUCUCUUAAAACCAGGAAAGAAACCUAAAUUUGUUGUGCAUGCAGCGGGUGAUGUGGGAAUCUCAGGUGAUGGGUACAGAUGGCGCAAGUAUGGACAAAAAAUGGUGAAGGGAAAUCCCCAUCCCAGGAACUACUAUAGAUGCACUUCUGCUGGGUGUCCAGUCCGUAAGCACAUUGAAACAGCAGUAGAUAACACAAAUGCAGUUAUUAUCACGUACAAGGGCAUACAUGACCAUGACAGGCCUGUACCGAAAAAGCGACAUGGUCCGCCAAGUGCUCCCCUUGUUGCUGCUGCAGCUCCUGCGUCAAUGAACAACUUGCAACUCAAGAAAACUGAUACAUUCACGAACCAAGGAACUCCAACGCAAUGGUCAGUGGGGAAGGAAGGCGAAUUAACUAGUGAAACCUUGGACCUUGGAGGCGAAAAGGAGAAGGCAAUGGAAUCAGCUCGAACUCUUCUAAGUAUCGGAUUUGAAAUCAAGCCUUGCUGAUUGGUUCUUCUCUUCACUAUAUGAAAAGAUCAUCUGCACACAGGCAGGCAGGCCUCACUUGAAAGGCCCACAGACCAAUCUGGCUCGCUUGAAAGUCAUGUAGCUGUUAGAUGCGAAUCAAUUACCAUUGAAAUUAUCAGGUUUGAUUUUUUUUUUUCCCCCAUUUUCAUGUAUCUUUCUUACUCUUUUUUUUUAUUAUUAGUUUUAUCUUCAAGUUUACUUCUUCCUUCAGCCUUUGGUCAGAUAGCUGUAUAUUUAGUAUGUAUGACAUCAGGAAUCAUUUAGAACUUGGUAAGCUAAUAGUAUUGGAACAUAGAAUUGGUUGCCAUGCCCA
This is a messenger RNA of Jatropha curcas, 2116 nucleotides long. It is a transcript of the gene WRKY32, whose product is annotated as WRKY DNA-binding protein 32. Gene Ontology annotation, biological process: regulation of DNA-templated transcription. NCBI's taxonomy places the organism in Eukaryota, Viridiplantae, Streptophyta, Magnoliopsida, Malpighiales, Euphorbiaceae. Gene Ontology annotation, molecular function: DNA-binding transcription factor activity; sequence-specific DNA binding. The record is from RefSeq and is a predicted model, not a curated record.